UCACUCAUUAACCAGUGGGUAGGCGAAAAGAUUACUUUUUUUGGUCUGAUUCACCUGCAAAACAUGAAAUUUGCUCAGUUGUCCAACGUCACAUGAACCGGAGAACCAGUUUUGACGGGAUCGGUUUGGACAGGCCGCAUACUUUUCUAAAAUCUGCAUGCAUGUUGAUGUUGUCAAAAAGCUAGAAAAUUGUAAACAGGGAACACCCACCGCUAACAUUAGUAAUUCUACAGAGAACUCCACACAGGAAAGAUGAUGCGCACUCGCCUGUGCUCCUCACGCCUUUACCUGCUCUCCCCGAGACUCAUGUCGACUGCCUCGCCCAGGGUCUUGCAGGCUUCAGACAAGCCUCCUGACCUCCUGGCCUCCUCUUUGGCCUUUGAGGAUCCCAGCGCAUUCCGCGUGAAGAGCCUGAGAGACUUGUUUCGUGCAUUGGCCGUAUUCCGGUUCUGCUCCUUCCCCGUGCUCGUCAACAACUGUAACAAGUUGAUGUCAGCGGCCCGCAGCAUUCUGGGCAGGCGCCUGUUCUCCUCGCUGAUGAGGUCCACGGUGUACGCUCAGUUUGUGGCCGGCGAGAACGAGAAGGAGAUCGCCCAGUCCAUGGAGACGAUGAGCGUUCUGGGACUGAGGCCCAUGCUGGCGGUCCCCAUCGAGGAGGACCUGGGAGAGAGCACAGGAGAGGAGCGAUAUGACGAGAAUGUGGAUGCCAUGUUGGAAUGCGUGCAGAUGUCGCACAGCAAUGCUUGGAGCAAAGAUCCCAUGAUGCAACUGAAGGUCACGGCUCUGCUCAGUCCCGAACUCUGCGUCAAAGUCACCAAAGUCAUUUCCAACCAAGCGUACGACUUGGACCUCCUCGUCAGAGCGAUGGAUGGCGAGGACGUGAAGUUCCCCGGUUUGGAGGAGAGCGACGCGGCGCAUUUCCACUGCAGCCUGCGCAGACUCAACAGAAUAGCCGAGGCUGGCGUGAACAAAGUGCAGGUCCUGGUCGAUGCGGAGUAUACCUACAUCAACCCCGCCCUGUCCCUUGUUACCAUGGCAAUGAUGAAGAAGUUUAACAAAGACGGCGCCUGGAUCUGGAACACGUACCAGUGUUACCUGAAGGAGACAAGUACGCUACUGCACGAGGCGAUCAGUCUGUCUCAGGAAGAAGGCUUCUGUCUGGGGGUCAAGCUGGUGCGAGGGGCCUACAUGGACAAAGAGAGGAAGCUGGCGGUGAACGAAGGUCGCCCAGACCCCGUCCAGGACUCCUGGGAGGACACAAACAACAAUUAUAACAGCUUGCUGGAGAUGAUGCUGAGGCUCAUCGCCCAGGACCCGGAGCGCUACAGGAUCAUCGUCGCCACGCACAAUGAAGAGUCUGUGAGGAAGGCCGCCACAUGGGUUGAAGAACUGGGUAUAGACAAAGCAAGAGGCUCCGUGUGUUUUGGUCAGCUUCUGGGAAUGUGUGAUCACGUCUCCCUCACUCUAGCCAAAGAAGGUUACGCUGUGUACAAAUCGGUCCCGUACGGCUCCGUGGACGACACUCUGCCCUACCUGGUGCGCAGGGCCCAGGAGAACCAAAGCGUGUUGAAGGACAUCCGCAAGGAGAGAGACCUGCUCAGGCAGGAACUCUACAGGAGACUCAGGUUGAGAACACGCCAAGAGUAGCAUCCAGAACACUCUGUAUUUUGCUUAAUCUGGUUUGUCGGACAAAUGUAGCAAUUCAUGGUGAUAGUUGGAAUAUGCUGGAGCUGUUUUUCUAUAUGCAAUUUAACUUUUCUGCAUUCCUUUUUUUUUUUUGCUAGUAGCCAUCUGCCAAUAAAGGUGUAAAUAUUG
Phyllopteryx taeniolatus (common seadragon) is the source of this 1815-nucleotide messenger RNA. It is a transcript of the gene prodh2, whose product is annotated as proline dehydrogenase 2. Bases 253 to 1647 code for a protein of 464 amino acids. The record is from RefSeq and is a predicted model, not a curated record. NCBI's taxonomy places the organism in Eukaryota, Metazoa, Chordata, Actinopteri, Syngnathiformes, Syngnathidae. The transcript is spliced from 10 exons. Gene Ontology annotation, molecular function: FAD binding; proline dehydrogenase activity. Gene Ontology annotation, cellular component: mitochondrion.